Molecule: messenger RNA, 3219 nt
Organism: Torulaspora globosa
Lineage: Eukaryota; Fungi; Ascomycota; Saccharomycetes; Saccharomycetales; Saccharomycetaceae
Gene: CTR9
Product: Ctr9p
Exons: 1
Coding region: 1-3219 (1072 amino acids)
Biological process (GO): regulation of DNA-templated transcription
Cellular component (GO): Cdc73/Paf1 complex
Molecular function (GO): RNA polymerase II complex binding
Source: RefSeq, a predicted model, not a curated record
AUGGAGGCAGCGAACCCUGGUGCUUAUCCUUCGAUGGAGUGGCCUUCGUCUCUGGACAUUCCGUUGAAGGCGUCAGAAGAAGUGGUCAGUAUCGAUUUGAAAACAGACUUACCUGAUGACCCUGCAGAUUUGAAAACGUUGUUGGUGGAGGAAGGAUCCGACAAGGAGCAUUGGUUGACUAUAGCGGUUGCUUAUUGCAACCAGGGCAAGACUCGCGAAGGGAUGAGGCUGGCAGAAAUGGCUCUUGAGACGUUUGAGAAUUCUGAGAGUGGUUCUUUACACACUUUCUUGACCUGGGCGCAUCUUAAAAUGGCGAAGGAACAUCCGUACGACGUAGAUGUGAAGGAACGCGAGCUCACUGAGGCAGAAGUUCAUCUAAAGAGUGCUAUUGGCCUCGAUCCUACUUGGAUCGGCAAUAUGUUGGCAACUAUUGACCUCUAUUAUCAGAGAGGACAUUACGAUAGAGCAUUAGAAACGUGCGAUUUGUUUGUCAAGAGCAUAUAUGCAGAGGAUCGUCGAACUGGCAGGACAUCAAAGCAGAACGCCUUUUUCCUCCUCUUGAGGGCUAAGCUUCUCUAUCAGAAGAAAAAUUACGUGGCAAGUUUGAAGAAUUUUCAAGAACUGCUAGUUAUAAAUCCAGUAAUGCAGCCUGAUCCUCGUAUCGGUAUUGGUCUCUGCUUCUGGCAGUUGAAGGAUUACAAAAUCGCAAUCUCCUCGUGGAAACGGGCAUUAGAGCUGAAUCCAAAGAAUGAAAAUGCGGCCAUUUUAGUUUUGCUUGGUGAUUUCCACACUUCACUAACGACAUCUGAAACCGAUGCGGCUUUCAAGGAAAGUUACUCGAAAGUGCUGUCUGAUCUAAACAAUUUGUAUGGCAAAGAUAAACAAAAUCCUGUGCUCCUGACGCUCUUGGAGAUUUAUUUUUUCCUUAAGGGCGACUACGAAAAGGUGAUUGACAUUUAUGAAUCCAAUAUUAAGGAAAGAUCCUCAUUACUAACAAGCACUGUGCUAUCCGAGGCUUUAUUCUGGUGCGGGAGAGCCUAUUAUGCCCAACAUGACUACCGUAAGGCGUUUGCCAUGUACCAGCAGUGUCUCAAACUGAACGAGGAUAACCUAUUGGCCAAGUUUGGUGUUGGACAGACUCAGAUCAAAAACAAGCUCGUGGAGGAAAGCAUUAUUACAUUUGAGAACCUGUUUAAAAGCUUCGAAAAUAUUCAAGAGCUAAAUUAUAUCCUAGGGCUACUAUAUGCAUCAAAGCAUUUCGAUAAGGGGGCUUCCAAGGGCUCAUCCGGAAGCGAUGCAAUGGUGCUCAACGAAAAGGCCAUUCAGUACCUGAGCAAAUACAUUAAGCUCACCUCGUCAAAAAAGAAUCAAAUCGUCGUUCCUAGAGCUUACUUAGUCAUUUCUCAGCUCUAUGAAGAUCAAAAUAACUACAAGCAGUCGUUGGAAUAUCUUUCAAAAGCGUAUGAGGAACUCAAAGCAUUGGAUUCUGCUGUCCCUCUUGAGAUUUUGAACAAUCUAGGUUGUUUCCAUUUCAUUAACGGUGAUUUGGCCACCGCGCGCCAGUAUUUCGAAGAGGCCAAAAAGAUGUUUAAGGAAGGAUCCGAGAUGACAAUCGGCUACAAUAUUGCUCGCACUCUGGAAUCUACCGAUGAAGCGGAAUCUAGGAAGAUGUACGAUCAAAUACUCUCACAGCAUCCAGGCUACGUUGAUGCACAAAUCAGAAGUCUCUUCCUGCAGUUAUCCAAUAAUGAUGCCGAUACUUCUGCGAUUGAGGAUACGAUGAGAAAGUUCUACAAAGCUAAUGAGUCUAACUUAGAAGUGCGUUCCUUUUACAGCUGGUUCCUGAAGAAAUGCAAGAAGGACAAGAAGAACGAUGAUCUAGAGACUGCGCAUAAUAAAGAGACUCUGGUUAAAUAUGAUUCACAUGACUUAUAUGCACUAAUUUCUUUGGGGAACCUCUACUGUGUCAUUGGAAGGGGGGAAAGGAAAUCACCAAAGCCCAAAGACCAAGAAAACGCGAAGCAGUCGUUCUUGAAGGCUGUUCAACUGUUCCAGAAAGUGCUGCAAGUUGACCCAUAUAACGUGUUUGCUGCUCAAGGAAUAGCCAUUGUAUUUGCUGAAAACAAGCGUAUUGGACCCGCAUUAGAGAUUCUGAGGAAGAUUCGCGACUCUCUCGACAAUGAAGACAUUCAUUGUAAUAUAGCGAACUGCUUAUUAGAGAUGCACGAGAACGCCAAGGCAAUCGAAACGUAUGAGUACACUUUGAAAAGAUUUGGUAAUCCACAAAACAAGUCCAGGCUGUUGAAUCUUCUGAGUAAAGCUUGGUUCUCAAGAGGAGUGCGAGAAAAGUCUUUUGAGUUUUUGAAGAAAGCGUUGAGCAACGCUGAAAUGGCAAUUGAAUUAGAAGUUCAGAGCCCCUCUGGCAAAUUUGCGGCCAUGCUGAAAUAUAACGCCGCGUUGCUACACUUCCAAAUUGCGGAAACGCUAAGACGAGCCCCUCCUAAGCAACGCAAAGUGGUUCAGAUAACCGAAGCCAUUACCGGCCUGCAGACUGCUUUGAAGAUUUUGAAGGAACUACAGACAUCGAAAGACUUCAACAUAAUACCGGAAGAAGAGCUAGAGCAGCGUAUCCAAUUGGGAGAAACGACUAUGAAGAGCUCACUGGAGCGCAUUGUCAAAGAGCAGAAGGAAUUCGAAGAGGAACAAGACAGGAAGCUGGAGGCGGCUCGUAAGAUCCUGGAAGAAAGCGAGAUUGAGAAACAAAGAAAGCAACGGGAAGAAGAGCAAGCCCGCCGGUUAAAAUUGGAAAAGCAAAAAGAGGAAUACAGAAAGCUACAGGAUGAAGCACAGAAGCUGAUACAGGAGCGUGAGGCCAUGGUCGCAGCAGAGGACGAAAAGGAACAAUUGAGUGACGAGUUGCCGGAGGAUGCCGAUCAUGCAAACGGCAAGAAGGGCACCAAGAAGAGAAAAUCCAAGAAGCGUGCCGAUGGUGAGCCCAAGAAGAGGCGCAAGAAGCAGGAAGCCGAACGUUCUACGGACGCCCGCGACUCGGCCGAUGAAGAGGACGAAACUGUGAAACCUACCGGCAGAAAGGCCAAGAAGGCCGCUCUGUCAAACGAGUUCAUCGAGGACAGCGACGACAGCGACGAAGCAGAGCUUGCCGCCGGAUCGCGCUCUGACGCUGCUACCAACGACGAUGAAGAAGACGAUCUGUUCUAA